This is a messenger RNA of Triticum turgidum subsp. durum (durum wheat), 762 nucleotides long. The record is from the annotation of a GenBank genome assembly. NCBI's taxonomy places the organism in Eukaryota, Viridiplantae, Streptophyta, Magnoliopsida, Poales, Poaceae.
AUGGUGCCGAGGCUGGAGCGCGGCGGCUUCCAGCUCCCGAACUCCGAGCAGGAGAACUCCCUCUUCCUCCGCGCCCUCAUCUCCGUCGUGUCCGGGGACACAGCGGCCCCCGCCCCGCACCAGCUGGCGCCGUCGACGCCGCCCUUUGCUCCCGCUCCGGCGACUGCGGCUGCUGCGUGCGCCAGGUGCGGCGUGGACGGGUGCCUCGGCUGCGAGUUUGUCGCUGCGGCCGCGGCGACGACCGGGUCGAGCAGCGAGGGGGAGGAGUGCUCGGCCGCGAGCUUCGUGAAGAACGGGCGCGUGGGCAAGCGGCGGGCUGGAGGCGGCGGGAGCAAGUUCAGGGGCGUGCGGCAGCGGCCGUGGGGCAAGUGGGCGGCGGAGAUCCGCGACCCGCACCGCGCCGUGCGCAAGUGGCUCGGCACCUUCGACACCGCCGCGGAGGCCGCCCGCGCCUACGACGUCGCCGCGCUCGAGUUCCGCGGCCACCGCGCCAAGCUCAACUUCCCGGCGUCGUCGUCGUCGGCCUCCGCGUCCGCGUCUGCUACUGCUUCCUCCCGGGCGGCUACGCAGCCCCAUCCCCAGCGGCAGCAAAGGCCAGAGAGCCCUCGCGAGAAGUGCGGGUCAAAUGCGUCGUCGCCGGUGCACGUUCCGCGGCUGCCGGAGCAGGGGAGGCCGGUGGCGCGGGAGCAGGAGAUCUGGGACGGGCUGCACGAGAUCAUGAUGAUGGACGACGGCAACUUCUGGUCCAACCCCAAGCCAUGA